Molecule: messenger RNA, 1238 nt
Organism: Arachis duranensis
Lineage: Eukaryota; Viridiplantae; Streptophyta; Magnoliopsida; Fabales; Fabaceae
Exons: 3
Coding region: 288-815 (175 amino acids)
Source: RefSeq, a predicted model, not a curated record
UUGACAAACCAGAACAUGCUCCUGAGUCCUGAUGAGCACUGAGUCACUCACUGAUUCUCUCUAGUCUGUUCUAGUCCCUUUCUCAUAUGCCAUGUCUUGCCCUGUUUCCCACAAAUUUUCACCACUACUGUUACUGUAAUUUCCAUAGCACGUUACGCUAUUAUCAUUACCCAUCCACCACAUCAUCACCUUGACCAUACACACCAACAACAACGGAACCAAACUUAUUAAAUUAAUAAAUACACACAAAUUCGUGAGUAGUGUUGGUCACAUCCACCAAACACAGAAUGGGGAAUUGCCAAGCUGCGGAGGUUGCAACGGUGGUCAUUCAGCACCCGGCGGGGAACAAAGUUGAGAAGCUUUAUUCGUCGAUUAACGCUAAGGACGUUAUGAAUUCCAAUCCCGGCCAUUAUGUUGCGCUUGUUGUGUCUUCUCCCAAUCUCAACUCUCAAAACGGAACGCCAUUCAAGCAGUUCAAGCUUCUAAGACCUGAUGACACUUUGCUUCUUGGCCAGGUUUAUCGUUUGAUCACUUUUGAAGAUGUGUUGAAGGAGUUUGCUUCGAAAAAAUGCGGUAAGCUUGGGAAACUGUUCGAGAGAAGUGGAAAUGGGGUUCAGAUGAAGCACAAGGGCCCAAAUCCUACUGCUUCAAAUUCUGAUUUCAAUUCCAUUAAGGUGGAACAGGAGAUUCACCAAAUAGGAAGUAAUGGCAGCAGCAGCAGCAGCUAUAACAAAGGUUUUGGAAAGCAUUUUGUUGUUGGUGGUGGUAGUCAAUGGAGGCCAGCCUUACAGAGCAUUGCAGAAGUUGGAACUUGAAAACACAUUCAUUAUAUUAGGCAUUACCCUUUAUCCCCUCCAUCAUUCAUGCAUUGAAAAUCAUGCUUCCAUAUUCCAGUAGUAAUAUUUGAACAACAAGGCUAUAAUUUCAAUACAUUGAUAUUCUCCAUCUUAAUUUGGGAGUGGAUAUUGUCAUUUUUAUCUUGAUGAUAUUAUUUUUAUAUAUGUUUUUCAGUGCAUUUUUGCCUGAUAUAACAUGAAAAUGAUAUUAUCAAAAUAAAAAUAGAAAUGACAAUUUUAUUCUUACUUAACUUAAAUAUUGUGUUAAAUGUAGCUCUAUAUUUCAAAUAUAUGUAUACAUACAUCGAACUUAUUCUAAGUAGAGGUGGUUGUAGAAUAUAAUGCAAUGAUUUUUUUAUUGGGUUCAAUUGUUUUUGGACAAUUGGGUUCAGUUUAAUCAAA